Molecule: messenger RNA, 1318 nt
Organism: Thamnophis sirtalis
Lineage: Eukaryota; Metazoa; Chordata; Lepidosauria; Squamata; Natricidae
Source: RefSeq, a predicted model, not a curated record
GAGCUGGUUCGGGAACAUCUGCGCAUGUGCAUCCGAGAGACCGAGGAAUAAACCGGGUUUGGCUAUCGGGGUUUGAGCCGGCCGUUGGGAAGCCGCGAUGCCGGAUUAUUUGGGAGCCGAUCAGCGCAAAACCAAAGAGGAGGAGAAGGAGGACAAGCCUAUCCGUGCUUUGGAUGAAGGUGAUAUCGCCCUGUUGAAAACCUAUGGCCAGAGCACCUACUCGAGGCAAAUCAAACAAGUGGAAGAUGACAUUCAACAGUUGCUUAAGAAAAUUAACGAACUCACAGGCAUUAAAGAAUCAGAUACUGGCCUGGCACCACCUGCCCUGUGGGAUUUAGCUGCUGAUAAACAAACUCUUCAAAGCGAGCAGCCACUACAGGUGGCCAGGUGUACAAAGAUAAUCAACGCGGAUUCGGAGGACCCCAAGUACAUUAUCAAUGUUAAACAAUUUGCCAAGUUUGUGGUGGAUCUCAGUGACCAAGUGGCCCCCACCGACAUUGAAGAAGGAAUGAGAGUUGGCGUGGACAGAAACAAAUAUCAGAUCCACAUCCCCCUACCUCCAAAGAUCGACCCGACGGUGACUAUGAUGCAGGGUGCUCGAAUGGUUCGGGAGCUGUUUGAAAUGGCAAGGACUAAAAAAGCGUGCCUCAUCUUCUUCGAUGAAAUUGAUGCUAUUGGAGGUGCUCGCUUCGAUGAUGGGGCUGGAGGAGACAAUGAAGUCCAGCGCACAAUGCUGGAAUUGAUCAACCAACUCGAUGGCUUUGAUCCGAGAGGGAAUAUCAAAGUGCUGAUGGCAACCAACAGGCCGGAUACCCUCGAUCCAGCAUUGAUGAGGCCUGGAAGAUUAGAUAGGAAGAUUGAAUUUAGCUUACCGGAUUUGGAGGGAAGAACUCAUAUAUUCAAAAUCCAUGCCCGUUCCAUGAGCGUUGAAAGAGACAUAAGGUUCGAAUUGCUGGCUCGGCUGUGUCCCAAUAGCACCGGUGCCGAAAUCCGCAGUGUCUGUACAGAGGCGGGUAUGUUCGCUAUCCGAGCGAGGCGAAAAAUUGCCACCGAGAAGGACUUCCUGGAUGCGGUGAACAAAGUCAUCAAGUCCUAUGCCAAAUUCAGCGCGACCCCGCGAUACAUGACCUAUAACUAAGCUUGGAUCUUUUAAGAUGAGCCUCAAAACGACGAGUUUGUUUCUGCGGAGUAUUGCGUUGUAGCUGGACCUAGUAGAAGCUUUUUUUAAAAAAUGACAUUCCAACUUACGUGGUUGUCUUUAUUAGUGUAAACAUUUAGCUUUAUUGUGAUAUUCAAUAAAGAGAUCCAACUCCCGGCU